Hibiscus syriacus is the source of this 822-nucleotide messenger RNA. Its product is annotated as probable DNA helicase MCM8. Gene Ontology annotation, cellular component: MCM complex; nucleus. Lineage: Eukaryota; Viridiplantae; Streptophyta; Magnoliopsida; Malvales; Malvaceae. The coding region runs from base 1 to 822 and encodes 273 amino acids. The record is from RefSeq and is a predicted model, not a curated record. The transcript has 8 exons. Gene Ontology annotation, molecular function: ATP binding; single-stranded DNA helicase activity; single-stranded DNA binding.
AUGAUACUUGCAGAUGGUGGACUAUGCUGCAUAGAUGAGUUUGAUAAAAUGUCUGCUGAACAUCAGGCUUUACUGGAAGCAAUGGAACAACAGUGCGUUUCUGUUGCAAAAGCUGGACUGGUAGCAAGUUUAUCUGCUAGAACAUCUAUCUUAGCAGCAGCAAAUCCUGUUGGUGGUCACUAUAACCGAGCGAAAACAGUCAAUGAAAAUUUGAAAAUGAGUGCAGCUUUGCUCUCUAGAUUUGAUUUGGUUUUCAUAUUGCUUGAUAAACCUGAUGAGCUGCUGGACAAGCGACUUUCGGAGCACAUAAUGUCGCUUCAUGCCGGAUAUGGAGAAAGAUCACCAGCAGUGAAAAAGCCACGUAUAGCUAAAGCAUCAAAAAUCGUUGAAACAAUAAGUAUGAGCGUGAAAGAAUGUUCUUUAGUUUCUAGGCUGAGACUUGACCCUAAAAAGGAUGCUGAUUUUGUCCCAUUGCCUGGUGCACUUAUUCGGAAAUAUAUUGCUUAUGUAGGAACUUAUGUAUUCCCCAGAAUGUCAAAACCAGCUGCGGAAAUCCUGCAAAAAUUCUACUUACAACUUAGAGACCGUAGUACAUCUGGUGAUGGUACACCUAUAACAGCGAGACAAUUGGAGAGUCUGGUGAGACUGGCACAAGCUCGAGCACGAGUGGAGUUGAGGGAAGAAACAACAGCUCAAGAUGCUAAGGAUGCAGUUGAAAUAAUGAAAGAAUUGCUGUACGAUAAGUAUGUUGAUGAGCAUGGAUUUGUGGAUUUUGGUCGGAGUGGGGGAAUGAGUCAACAAAAAGAAGCAAAGCGGUUCUAA